Molecule: messenger RNA, 853 nt
Organism: Dendronephthya gigantea
Lineage: Eukaryota; Metazoa; Cnidaria; Anthozoa; Malacalcyonacea; Nephtheidae
Exons: 7
Coding region: 36-617 (193 amino acids)
Cellular component (GO): cytoplasm; nucleus
Source: RefSeq, a predicted model, not a curated record
GGUUAUGGCAAGUGUGAAGUAGGUCAGUGUCCAAAAUGGAUGAAAUCAUAAAGGUAUUGCAAAAUGGUUUUAAAGUCGUUCAAACGACGGUUAAAGAGUGGCAAGAAACACAGCAACGUUCAAAUGAAAUCGUCGAAUCAUUGUUGAAUCUCAGCGAGCAGUUACAGUGCUGUGAGCAGGGGGGUUACGAGCACGAAUUGAGAGAUGAAUUUCCUGACCUGAAGUCACGUGUUGUGUUUAAAAUUAUGAAAGCCAUGGAAGGAAAGAUGAAACGAUUACGUGAAUUACUAAGAUCGUUUGAAAGGUUGAAAGAUGACUUACAGAAAGUUCGAAAUUCAGCAGUUCAAGUUUAUUCAGAGUGUUCAGACAGAGUUGAUAUUGAAGAACUAGCAUCAGGCAGUCCAACAUGUCCUCCAUACACAUUGAUGUUGGAAUGGAUAAUAGACAUUUCCAGAUGGUACAACAAUCUAUAUGAACAGAAAAAAGAUUUGGUGAACAACAUCAGGUACAGGGAUGAAGAGUAUUUUAAGUCCUUGAUGAGAAAAUGGAAAGACAAUUCAUCACUGUACCAAGUUGAAGGCAUUCUGGAGCAGGUUUCGCUGUUCGUAACAACAUAAACACUCCACACGCUUUCAAUCAAGUGGAUGACGUAUUUAACACCAUGGACAAAGGUUUUAAUAAACAACUAAACACAAACAGUUUGGCAUCCAGGAAUGGAAACAACUUUACUCACAUUAUCAUGGAGACUGCGUUUUCAACUUCAUCCUGAAAGAGGGUCGGAAAAGACGCUGAAAUUCUGCUCGGAAUUGCAGCAAAACUCGCCACAAAUAAUCACAUGAAAUCUUACCUGUCC